AUGCUACAGUAUAAAGAUGAUGAUCGAUUGGAAUUAAAGGAAUUGAGAACUCUUUGCUGGGAUCAUCAGCUUCAGAUCGUUUUAAGAAAUACCUCUGAAGACCCCGCGGGGUACAAUCACGAAGUAGUGGGGGACAGCCUCACACGGGUACCGGAGGCAUGUCCUGAUGACGUCGGGGGGGGCGUGGACUGUGGAGACGGAGACGAGCCUGCGCCUCGAGUCGUCACUCGGGCUCCCCUUCUGGUCCACGCGUCCACCACCUGGACAGGUAUCUCGGGGGUCUGCCAAGGGAAGGGGUUGAAGCGAGGUCACCUCCUCUGUCAAGUGUCACAUCAAAAAGUCAAGCAGCCCGCGUCGCGGCAACUUGGGGAAUUGAAAAUUGCCACGUGUCAGGUGAAGCACCGGACGACAACAACGAGGCACGUGCACGUCCCGAAACGUGGUAACUGGAUACGUUGGAACCGGGUUCCACCGUGGUGGAUUCGAGGGGUGAUUCGAGGGUUCAUGGCUGUUGGCCCAUGCACGAUGCCCAUGCACGUAGAAAGGGGUGUUCUGUUUCAAGAUACGAAUCGCAAGUACACCGUACACGCUUGUAAGGAAGUUUCGACUCGUGGACAUUCUGGCAUCAAUUUUUCGAGAGAUGACUUUGAAGAUCACCUGGUAGCAGUAAUGGCACUUGAGCGUCAACGAAAGUGGCAAUUAGGCAAAUGCAAUGAAAAGCAAAGAUCAAUUUCAUUUUGAAAUUGUAGAACCUCUGAAAAAGAUGGGAAGGAAACAAAAAUUUAAAUUAAAUUAAGAAAGACUGUACACGACCUAAAUGAUUAUAAAACCAUAAAUCAUUAAAAGUACCAAAAGAUUACGCAAAAUUGGUUAUGGGAAUUUGUGUACAAAAAUGGCAAUAGGAGAAACAUGAGAAAAGUGGUAAAGAUAUAUCUACUUUCAGUUAGAAAUGAAUAUAUGAAAUAAUUACAACCAUGUGUAAUUUAAGUAAGCGUCAGUAUUAUCAUGAAUAAAAAUUUCCUACCAAAUACGUAUUUAAAUCCCACUGAUUUUAACUCGUCCUUAAUUAAAGAUAUAAUUACUCG
Messenger RNA from Apis mellifera (honey bee), 1085 nucleotides. RefSeq lists its product as uncharacterized. The transcript is spliced from 6 exons. Bases 1 to 741 code for a protein of 246 amino acids. Lineage: Eukaryota; Metazoa; Arthropoda; Insecta; Hymenoptera; Apidae. The record is from RefSeq and is a predicted model, not a curated record.